GCUGUCCCCCUGCCAGGGCCUCCUCGGUGCACGCGAUCCCCAAGAUGGGGGACAGCGUUCAAUGAGCGAACCGGCGGCGCCACGUCGCACGCCAUCUUUGCAACGCCAACCGUACAGGGAGGAGACGACCAACCAUCUCGAGAUAACACGACGCGGUUUUCAGCCGCCAUGCCGGAAUGAAAAAUCAAAGAAGGCACUAAAUGUUGCGCAGGGCACGCGCAUAGGAGGGCGCACGGUCAGGUCGAACAUGCCGCCCAGAGGGGGGGGGGAGCACAGGGAAUGAGCAGGGAGGAGGGGUCGGAGAAAGGAGCAGGAGACGAUGGAGGAGGAGGAUGAAGGGGAGGGGGGAAGCCUGCGAGAGGCCGGGGCGCCGAGGCCGCCCCCAGAGCCCCAGUCAGCUCUACUUCUUCGACACGUCCCUGCCGAAGAUCACGGGGAUAAGCCCGAAGCCGACGAUGGGCCCGAUGAGGAUGGUCACGAGUGCGCACCAGCUUCAGGACGACCUCGAUGGGGUCCACCGCUUUGGCGGCGUGUGCGGCCGAGGGCAUCGCCACCAUGGCCGCGCCGGCCGCCGCCACCGCCUGGCUCGCGCCCGCCCCGCGGAGGGCCCCGGACACCGCCGGCGCAGGGACGAAGCUGGUCGCCGCCGUCGGGCUGCCAGCAGGGCGGCGGCAGCGCAGAGGACAGCCAGAGUGAGCACACGGGAGCGCACGGCCAUCGUGGGCGGACAAGUUCUGCCUGACGGUCCGCUGGCGGGGGAGUUCUGAGCUUGCCAAGGGUGUCCCUGGCACUCGAGUCGAAACGGCUGCGGAAC
Molecule: messenger RNA, 814 nt
Organism: Prorocentrum cordatum
Lineage: Eukaryota; Dinophyceae; Prorocentrales; Prorocentraceae
Source: the annotation of a GenBank genome assembly